Tetrahymena thermophila SB210 is the source of this 2340-nucleotide messenger RNA. RefSeq names its product pre-RNA processing PIH1/Nop17 protein. The record is from RefSeq and is a predicted model, not a curated record. Gene Ontology annotation, biological process: axonemal dynein complex assembly. Lineage: Eukaryota; Ciliophora; Oligohymenophorea; Hymenostomatida; Tetrahymenidae. The transcript has 8 exons. Gene Ontology annotation, cellular component: cytoplasm.
AUGAAAGCCCCUCCUAUGUAGCCAGUCCAUCAUGCCAAAGGAAACUUUGAUAUGACAAAAGAUGAAUUUAGAAGAAUUGAAAAAGCUAUGAGCAAACCUGAAUUUGCGGGUAUGCUGAAUGAUUAUAUGCUUGAAAUAUCUGAUCCUAAAAAUAAAGAUGAAUACGAUGAAUAUUUAAAAUAACUACAAAAAGAAGGUGAUUUACCUAAAGAGUUAAAAUUAGUUAAGCCAUAAGCAGGCUUUUGCAUAAAAACAACAAUUACAUCAAAAAGAGAUAAGAAUUAAUCAUAAAAAUUGUUUAUUAAUUGCUGUCACACACCUAUAGUUCAAAUUCCUUCAUUUGAUGUUGUAGAAAGAGAUGGAAAGUAGGGUUAAAAUUGGAAGUUACCUUACUCUGCAGGUAAAAUGCGUUAUGACUAGACUAAGGAUAAAGAAGUUUGUACAACAAUUGAUGUAGCUUUUCACCCAUACACUUUUCAAUUAAUUCACAUGAAUCCUAGAUUCUAAGAACUUGUUUGCUAAACUGCAUUAGAUGCUGCUAAUUUACAAAUGGGUGAAAGAAAUGAGAUAAUCUCUAAAGAUUAUAAGGUUUUGAAGAAUAUGAAAUGUAAAGGUGGAGAUCCUGCAUUAUUGACAGUAAGAGUAAGUGGAAAUACAGGAGAUCACAUAAAUUAAAUGAAAGAAAAAAUGGGUUAUUAGCAAUAACAACAGCCAGGCGAGUAAAGUGAAAUGUAAAGAAGAUAAAAUGGUGAAGGAUAUGAACCAACUCUCUAUAAAGAAAUAAUUAACUAGAAAAAAGAGUAUACAGAAGAAUAAGCUAAAAAGAGAGAGGAAUAAAGACGUAUAGAAGAAGCUCAGGAAGUAAUUUAGGAAGAUGUCGAAGCAAUUGAUGGCAAAUCCUAACCUAUUUAAGCCCCUAAAUAUAAAAUUGUUUACUAAUAUCCUGUUAAUUAUGAGGACUUUUUAGAUAGAAGAGAAGAAAUACAAUUAAAAAGACCUAUUUCUUUUACAGUAGAAAUAAGUCUUCCUAGAGCAAACAAUAUUUCAGAAAUUGCUUUGGAUAUUGAAGAAAAAAAUUUAGUAUUAAAUGUAAAAGAAAAAUACUUUUUGGAUAUAAAGUUACCAUAUUCAGUAUUUCCUGAUGAUGGAAAUGCUUCCUUUGAUAAAAAAAAGAAAGUUUUAAAAAUUAAAUUACCUAUUGAUAAGUCUAAAUUGCCUUUAGAUCCUACUCCACCAAAACCAUUCAAAUAGUUUGAAAGUUCUGAAGAAAAUUAACAACAAGAAGAAGAAGAAGAUUAAGUUAGCAAUAAAGAAAACGCAAACGGAGUUUAAAAUUAAAGAUCAAACAGCGAAAAUCAAGUCUUAUCAGAAAUAAAAUAAAGUGAUAACAAUUUAAUUUAAAAUGAAAAUCAAAAAGUUCAAUAAAGCGAGCCUUUACUUGAGAUAAAAAGUAAAAAUCUAGUCUAAUUGAAUGUCCUAAACCAAUAAACAAAGGAGUAAUUCCUAGAAGAUUAGAUUUAAGUUGAAAAUCCUGUCAUCGAAGUUAUAUCUGAAAAUAAAAAUCAAGAAAAAUCUGAAUAAGAAGUAGAUGAAGACGAUGUUGAAGAAGAUGAAAAUUUUGAAGAAGGUGAAGAAAAACCUUUGAAAUAGAAAAAAAAUAAGUAAUUAGAAAUUUCUUAACCAGUUGUUUUAAAAACUACAUCAAUAGUAUCUUUUAAAAUCCAGCAAACUGCUGAUAAGACUUUCUUAAUUUUCAACAUUCCUUAAUAUGACAAACUGAAUAUUAAGACUAUAAUUUUUGAUGGUAAAGUCUUUAUUUGCUAUGAGGAUAAAAAAACAAUAAAGUAUAAUAGAGUAGAUAUUUCCUAAUAGUUUAAAGCAGAUAAAUCAACUAUUUCACUAGUUACUGAUUACAUCGUUAUCAAUCUUGAAAAAGAGUAAGAAACCUUUUGGCAAGAUUCAGACAUAGCAUCAGCAAAUGAUGAUUAUGAAACUUUUAAGAUGUUAUUUGAUGAAAUGAGUGAAGCCAAAAAACUCUAUGAUGAAAGUGUCAAAUAAGAUUAAAAAAAAAUAGAUGAGGAGAUUAAAUUAGAGAAAUAAGCUCCUGAAUAACAAAAUAAAAUGGAUGACUUGGAUGGCUUAGAUGGAGAUGAUUAAAGUUAAGAAUAAAAUCAAUAGAAUUAAAAAUAAUAAGAAGAAUAAAAGAAUGAAAAAUAAUAAUUAGAACUUGAUAAUAAAGAUGACACUUAAGUUAUUAAAAUAAGUGAAGAGGGAAUAUCUAAAAAUGUCCUAUAAUUUAUUGAAUUCAAUAAUAUACCCUUUGUUUAUGAAUUAGAUUGA